Vigna unguiculata (cowpea) is the source of this 3255-nucleotide messenger RNA. RefSeq names its product disease resistance protein RPV1-like. Gene Ontology annotation, molecular function: ATP hydrolysis activity; ADP binding. Gene Ontology annotation, biological process: signal transduction; defense response. The record is from RefSeq and is a predicted model, not a curated record. Lineage: Eukaryota; Viridiplantae; Streptophyta; Magnoliopsida; Fabales; Fabaceae.
UUCGAAUCGCAUUUGUGUCUGUACAGAUAAUCUCUUUGAGAGUGUUUCAUUAUUGCUUUCUCUUCUAACACUUCAUUAUCUCAUUAUUUCCUUCCAUGGAAUUCGCGUCUUCAUCGUCCAAACUACCACGGAAUUAUGAUGUGCUCAUCAGCUUCAAUGGAGAAGACAUCCGCAGGAAAUUUGUUUCUCAUCUCGAUUCUGCCCUCUCCUCCGUUGGACUCACCACUUUCCUUCACUAUCAGAAUGCAGUGGAGUCGAUGCACGUCCAACAACCUAUUCUAAAUCUGUGUCGUGUAGUAAUAGUUGUUUUCACCAAAACCUAUUCUCAAUCUGCUUGGUGUCUUCAUCAACUUCAACAAAUCAUUGCUUGGCACGAAAGUUAUUGCCGACAUGUUCUGCCCGUAUAUUACGAAAUUCAACCCUCUGAUGUGCGUCUUCAGAAGGGUGAUUUUGGAAAAGCCUUCAAAGAAACUGCACAACAAACAUUUUCAGCACAACAACUGGAGGAUGGCAUGUCCAGGUGGAGCCACGCACUCACAAAAGUAGCAAGUCUCUUUGGAUGGGAUGAGAGCAAUCACAGGAGUGAUGCUGAACUAGUGGGCAAAAUUGUUAAGAGCGUUCUUAAUUUAUCAGCUUUGACUGCUACCAAAUUCCCAGUUGGAUUACAAGACCAAGUGGAAGAUCUAAUUCGAACUAUAAGAAAUAAGUCCACGGAUGUUUGUACAAUAGGGAUAUGUGGAAUGGGAGGAUCAGGUAAAACCACCCUUGCCAAAGCCAUCUACUAUCAAAUACAUGGUACAUUCAUGGAGAAAAGUUUCAUUGAAGAUAUUGCACAAGUUAGCGAACCGAGAGAGCGUAUUCAUUUACAGCAACAACUUCUUUCGGAUGUCCUAAAAACAAAGGUGGAGAUACAUAGCGUUGAGAUGGGAAGAAGUAUGAUUCGAGACAGACUUUUUCGGAAAAGGGUGCUCAUUGUACUUGACGAUAUAGAUGACUAUUUUCCAUUAUUAGAUCUAAGGAAAAGUCGUUCAUGGUUAAGUGAAGGAACUGUCAUAAUCAUGACAGCAAGAGACGAAGACCUACUGAGGAAACAUCAAGUUGAUUCUGUUUUUCGGAUAAAUCUAAUGAAUGAAAAGGAGUCCCUUGAGCUUCUUAGUUGGCACGCAUUUAGAGAACCAAAACCGAAAAAAGAAUACGAUUACCUUGCAAGAAGAGUAAUUUCUUGUUGUGGAGGACUACCUCUAGCUCUUGAACUCAUUGGAAGUAGUUUAUUUGAAAGGAGGGAAAAGGAAUGGCAUAGUGUAUUGGUUGGAUUAGAGGGUAUUCACAUGGAUGAUGUUGAACAGAAAUUGAAAAUAAGCUUCGAUUUAUGCAAUCAAAUGGAAAAGGCUUUAUUCCUUAUUGUUUGUCGUUAUUAUAUUGGUAAGGACAGAUCCUAUGCUAUGAAGAUCCUAAAUGGCCCUGUAGUAAACGCUGAUAGUGGAAUAAGAGUUCUCAUGGAGCGUAACCUCAUUAAAGUUAAAGCGAACAACAAAUUUGGAAUACAUCGUUUGCUACAACAAAUGGGAGUAGAAAUUUUUCGUGAAAAUUUAAAAGAGGAACCGUGGAAGCACGGGCGACUGUGGUUUGAUAAAGGUGGAGAAUAUGCAUUGGAAGUGGAUACGGUAAGAGCAUUCUUUAUAUGUGGUUUGAAACUUCCUUUGAAAGUAUUUGCUUUCUCAUGUAGUCAAUACAUUCGCUUUUCUUUGCUCUUAAAUUCACAGGGGAGAAAUGCCUCUCAGACAUUUCCUCCGAUAUUGAUUCCAAGUAGAGAACCAUCAGGUUUCCCAGAAGUUGUUACAGUUUCUAAGUACAUUUAUACGAAACUGAUAUGGAUCAAUUUGCAAGGGUUUUCUUCAGAACACCUACCUAAAGACUUUAAUAUGCAUGGUGCAGUAGCAAUUGAUUUAAAACACAGUCUUCUUCGAUUCUUCUGGAAAGAACCCCAGGUUUUGAGAUCGCUAAAAGUACUUAACCUUAGUCACUCCAUGUACUUGACAGAAACACCUGACUUUUCUAGACUACCAAGUCUUGAACAACUCAUUCUAAAAGAUUGUCCGAGAUUACGCAAAGUACACAGAUCUAUUGGACAUCUCUGUUAUCUUAUACUGCUUAAUUUGAAGGACUGUAAAUGUCUAAGCAAUCUCCCCAGAGAGAUAUAUAAGUUGAAAUCUUUAAGAACUCUUAUCCUCUCUGGGUGUUCCAAGGUUGGCCGAAUGGGAAAAGAUAUAGUGCGAAUGAAAUCCUUGAUAACUCUAAUUGCUGAAAAUACAGCAGUCAAACAAGUGCCCUUUUCAAUUGUAACUUCAAAAGCCAUUGGAUAUAUGUCAAUACCAGGAUUUAAGAGAUUGUCAUGUAAUCUUUUUCCUUCAAUCAUUAUUCGGUCUUGGAUGUCGCCAACAAUGAAUCCUGUAUCCUAUAUUCAUUCAUUGUGCAUGGAUAUCAAUAAUAGCUGGGAUGAUAUUGUGCCAUUGCUUGGUAGCGUGGCAAACCUUCGAAGUGUUUUGGUACAAUGUGAAACCGAGUUUCAACUAUCUAAGCAAGUACAAUACAUUCUGGCCGAAUAUUUUUCAAAUAUUACAGAAUCAGGAAUUUCAAAGCAGCACUUCAGGUCUUCUUUCAUUGGUGUUGGAGCAUACUAUGAAUUCUUCAAUGCUGUCAGCGGUAACAUAUCUGAGGUAUUAUUGGCAAGUAGUGAAUCCUCUGAUAUCUCUCUUCUAGGUGACACCCAUCCUUAUUGGUUUGCCUAUAUGGGUGAGGGAGAUUCUGUUUCUUUCACUGUGCCUCCAGAUAUUGAUGUGAAAGGAAUGAUUUUGUGUGUUGUUUAUUUAUCAACGCUUGAAAUUGAGGCAACUGAAUGUCUUAGAAGUGUCUUAAUUGUUAAUUACACAAAUUGCACAUUACAGAUAUACAAACAUAGCCCAGUAAUUUCCUUUAAUGAUAUAGAUUGGCAUGAUAUAAUGUCAAAUUUGGGACCUGGAGAUAAGGUGGAGAUUUUUGUUACUUUUGGUCACAGAUUGGUGGUGAAGAACACAAUACUCUAUCUUAUAUGUGGUGAAUCAAAUUACUUGAGAAAAGAGCCAGAGUCAAAGAUGAAUUUUCUCCUUAGAUUUAUAAUGAAAAUUGUAAUGUGUGACUUCUAGUAAGUGAUUUUAUCUUCUUUGAGAACUGCAGGAUCCCUUUAGUUAUGGAAUUGAUCUGUGUCCUUCAUUGAAA